GGGCAGGGCUACCUGAUGGCUUUGUUUCGGGCUGUGCACUCCGGCCGGGCUGCGGCCAGCUGCUCACAGAAAGCGCUGCUGAAAACCGCGAGGCGGGGACGCAGGGAACGACGCUCAGCCGGGCGGCCACCACCGCAGAGGGUGCUGUGGAGCCCGCAAACAGAGAGGGGUGAGCGCUGGCCGGGGGCAGGACACCGGCUGUCUAAGGGCUUGGUACCCAAGAGUCAGCCAGUGUGCAGAGGCGGCAGGCGGCACGGCAGAUUGAUAAACUUAUUUAGAAAGCAUUGGUGGAAGGUUAAGGGCACAGCUCAGUGGCAUUAGUGGUAAACCACAUGAAGCCCUGGCUUCUAGCCCCACCACACACACACAACAUCGGUUAGGGGUCUUCUCUGCACCGGGCAUUAUUCUAGCACUUAGGAAGAAGGCAGAGCAAACACAGUCCCUCACCAGGGGAGAGACAUAAAAAAAAUCGACACAAGUGAAUGCAGUAUCCCAGGAGGUAAGUGUUAGAGAAAAUGAGAAAGUAGAAUAGGGAAGCAGGGGGCGCGGGGAGGAGGCACGCCCUGGGUGGUCAGAGAGGCGCUGGGGGCGUUUCAGUAAGUUGAGAGGCCUAGGGGAGAGCGCGGGGUGUGGGUGUCAGGAGAUCGCUCCGGGAGAGGACGGAAGGGCUCGAGCCUUGGACGCACAGGCCCCGGGGCAGCAAGGGAACCGGCGCGGCCGAGCGGAGGGCCUGGAGGAUCGGGCCGCGGCAGGACGGGCGGGGCGGCUCCAGCUCGGAGGCGGCUCAGGCCGCUGCUCAGAGCGAAAGGGCAGCUUCCAUCCUUCGCGGUUUUGGGCAGAGCCAUCACGUGCUCUGAUUUGAGCUGCUGCCCUGAGAAGAGGCCUACUAUGGCCAACGGAGGGUGACCAGCUCCUCCAGGCUCAGCUGGGACUUGCCGACUCUCAGCGUGGGAAGUCCGUGCCUCGGGCUCUCCGGCAGGCCCCGCGGACUGGCAGGGGUGGUCACCCUGCUGGAGGACGAGCUGCAAAACCAGCGAGGAGGCUCCCGCCGGUGUGCAGUAGGAGAGGAGGGACCCGGGAGCCGGGCAGCUGGAGCAGGCCUGUGGGAAAUGCUCGGAUCUGAACAAGAUGUGUGGCCGGCUGAGGCUGUUAGAAAAGGACGAAUCAGCGGGAGUCCAAGGUUUGCAGUUUCAGCAGCGAGGAGACAGCUGUCUUCCGCCGAGGCAGAAGAAGGGGCUCAGUUCUCUGGCCGGAGUCUGGGGCAGUGGCCCUUCAGAAGCUCCUCUGAUCGAUCGCCUUUCUCACACACUACCCCUGGGCAAACGCUCUGCGGGUAUGGCCGGGCAUCCCCGAAGCCAGGAGCCCAGAGCGGAAUGCCCGGGAAGGACGCAGACCCUGCGGCUCAAAGCGAGAGGUCACCUCUGGGACAAGCCCUGAGAGGACUGCGCCAGUCCCUGUGAGGGCGACUGGCUCGAGAGGCUGAGAACGGAAGCCCUGUGCCACCCUGGAGACAGACACCCCAGGUCCCCGCUGGGGUCCCGCUUUGCCAGUCUGGCUGGUUGCUUGGGAAUAAUUGAAAGAAUCUUCCAGCCCCUUAAAAAUAUGUUUUCUUAGAAAUCCAAAUGCCAAUGGGUACCUCCAGGUCAGACCAGAGUCUCUGAGUUUAAAAACUCACCCUUCUCCUCAAAUACAAAAAGAUGUUCCUGGCAUUAUGUUAUGAAAAGUUGCUAACAAGAAUGGAGUAGCUGAAUAGAUUAUGACACAACCGUCUGGUGGAGAAGUGUCAAGACUUUGUUUCAACACAGCAAACUUAAAAACAAGCUGCCCCUUCCUCUUCUUGCCGCCCUUCCUGAGUUGCCCGCCCCCAACUGGCUUGGUGGUGUUUUGCAGCGAUGAUACUCCACACGUGCCCGACGAGAAGCUGGGAGAGGCGGCGGUGCUGGAAAUCGUGGGACGUCUGACCAGCCUCAUCAGGGAGGUCUUCCCAGAUACUAAAGUCUAUGCUGCUAUGGGAAAUCACGACUUUCACCCCAAAAGCCAGUUCCCAGCGAAGAGCAACAGUAUCUACCAUCAGGUAGCAGAACUGUGGAGACCCUGGCUUAGAAAUGAAUCCGUCGCUCUCUUCAAAGAAGGUGCCUUCUAUUCGGAGACGCUGCCGGGUGCCAGCAGCGCGCACCGCAUCGUGGUGCUCAACACCAAUCUCUACUACAGCAACAACCGGCUCACGGCGGACAUAGCCGACCCCAGCCAGCAGUUCCAGUGGCUGGACGCUGUUCUGACCAACGCGUCCCAAGCAGGGGAGAAGGUCUACAUCAUUGGCCACAUACCCCCAGGGUUCUUCGAGAAGACGCGGGACAAGGCGUGGUUCCGGAGUGGCUUCAACAAGGAGUACCUGAAGGCGGUCCGGAAGCACCACAGGGUCAUAGCAGGGCAGUUCUUCGGGCACCAGCACACUGACAGCUUUCGGAUGUUCUACGACGACGCAGGAGCACCCAUCAGCGUCAUGUUCCUUGCCCCUGGGGUCACCCCGUGGAAAACCACGUUGGUUGGGGUGGUCAACGGCGCCAACAACCCCGGCAUCCGGCUGUUCGAGUAUGACCGAGCCACGCUGAGCCUGCAGGACAUGAUGACCUACUUCAUGAACCUGAGCCAGGCGAAUGCGCAGAACAACCCACGCUGGGAGCUCGAGUACCGGCUGACUGAGGCCUAUGGGGUGCCGGAUGCCAGUGUCCGCUCCAUGCAAGAGGUAGCGACUGGCAUUGCUAGUGACCAGGACAAGCUGCAGCGCUACUACGAUUACAACUCUGUGAGCUACGACACUACACCCUGUGGCGAGACCUGCCGGACGGAGUUCCUGUGUGCCAUGCAGGAGGUGGACUUCGACGCCUACUCCAUCUGCCUGAGGAGCAUGGGCGCCAGGCCCAGGAUAGAGGUCCUGCUGGCGCUGCUGGCCAUGCUGCUGGGCCUGCAGGCUCUACUUGCACCCUGACCUUGGGCACCAACCUCUCCUUGCGGGCGCAUCUUCCUUCCAAUAAAUUGGGGCAGUGUCACCCCUCAAAAGCUGA
Messenger RNA from Chinchilla lanigera (long-tailed chinchilla), 3065 nucleotides. RefSeq names its product sphingomyelin phosphodiesterase, acid-like 3B (gene Smpdl3b). Gene Ontology annotation, molecular function: sphingomyelin phosphodiesterase activity. The record is from RefSeq and is a predicted model, not a curated record. Bases 1757 to 2989 code for a protein of 410 amino acids. Gene Ontology annotation, biological process: sphingomyelin catabolic process. The transcript is spliced from 7 exons. NCBI's taxonomy places the organism in Eukaryota, Metazoa, Chordata, Mammalia, Rodentia, Chinchillidae.